GAUUUAAGCAUUUUCUGUUCUUGUAGCUUAACAAAAGCAAAUAUAAGCUCCUCUUCAUUUAGAAAUUGUGUUCCUCAAGCAACGCAUAAUGUCUGCACAUUCGCCAAAGUUGCAGGUUCAUCUUAAUGAAAGGUUGCAGAAAUUGAAAGAAAUAUUUAUCCAGAAGUUCGGCGAAGUACCUCUGUUUUAUGCAUGUGCUCCUGGACGCGUGAAUUUAAUUGGGGAGCACAUUGACUACUGUGGGUAUGCUGUUCUUCCGAUGGCAAUUGAGCAAAAUAUUCUUGCUGCAGUCUCAGUGAACGAGACUCAAGACAUACAGCUGGCAAAUACAAAUCCCCAAUACACUGAUUUCACCGUAUCUACCGGAGACAUCAAGAUUGACAGAGCAAACCCCCAAUGGCAAUAUUAUUUUCUUUGUGGAGUUAAAGGAGUACAGGAGCACCUGGGCCUAAGCGCCCUGGCCGGGAUGCGGUGCGUGGUCGACGGGACGGUGCCUGCCAGCUCCGGCCUGUCCAGCUCCAGCGCCCUGGUGUGCUGCGCAGGUCUCCUCACUGUUGAGGCCAACCGCAAGUCUUUGUCAAAGGUGGUACUUGCUGAGACCUGUGCCCGCAGUGAACGCUACAUUGGCACAGAAGGAGGUGGCAUGGACCAGUCCAUCUCCUUCUUGGCAGAGGAAGGAACUGCAAAGCUUAUAGAGUUCAACCCUCUGCGGGCGACAGACGCGAAGCUCCCAGAUGAGGCCGUGUUCGUGAUUGCCAACUGUUGUGUGGAAAUGAACAAGGCAGCCACGUCUCACUUCAACAUCAGGGUUGUGGAGUGCCGGAUAGCCACAAAGCUGCUGGCCAAGAGCAGAGGCCUGGACUGGAGCAGGCUGCUGAAGCUGGGCGAGGUGCAGGCAGAGCUAGCGGCCUCGCUGGAGGAGAUGGCGCAGAUCGUGGAGGAGGUGCUACACCCGGAGCCGUACAGCCGGGAGGAAAUCUGUCAGCGCCUGGGCAUCACCCUCGAAAGCCUCUGCAGUGACAUUCUGAGUCCCAACACACAGCACGUGACGCACUUCAAGCUGUACCAGCGCGCCAAGCACGUGUACGGCGAGGCGGCGCGGGUGCUGCAGUUCAGGGCGGUGUGCGAGCGGGCGGCGGACGGCGCCGUGCGGCGGCUCGGGGAGCUGAUGCGGGAGAGCCACGCCAGCUGCAGGGACCUGUACGAGUGCAGCUGCCCGGAGCUGGACCAGCUGGUGGACGCGUGCCUACGGUCGGGUGCCGCGGGCUCUCGGCUGACCGGAGCAGGCUGGGGCGGCUGCGUGGUGUCCAUGGUGCCCGCGGACAGGCUGGACUCCUUCCUCCUGAAAGUGCGGGAGUCAUAUUACCGGCCCGACGCUCGCCGCGCAGCUCUGGAAAAACAGAGUUUGUUUGUCACUAAGCCCGGUGGGGGAGCCGCUAUUCUUUUUGAGGCUUAACUCUGUUUGGGGGAGAAAUACUUCAGGAUCAUUUGUCAAUAAAAAGGCAUUUUUGCCAUGGCCUUGAAAUUGCAAUGCUUAUCCAGAGCGACGUACACAGCUUGCCACUUUUGUAUGUUAUUCAUUUGUACAGUGGGAUAUUUACUGGGGCAAUUCAGGUGAAGAACGCUUCCCAGCCCUACAUCAGAAGUCACCCACCUGAGAAUCAAACCAGCAACCUUACAGGGCACAAGCCCUGCUCCGUAUCACUGCUGACAAUUUGUUUAAUGUUGCACACUAGAAGGGUUCCUGCCG
Megalops cyprinoides (Indo-Pacific tarpon) is the source of this 1750-nucleotide messenger RNA. RefSeq names its product galactokinase 2 (gene galk2). Gene Ontology annotation, molecular function: ATP binding; galactokinase activity. Gene Ontology annotation, cellular component: cytoplasm; cytosol. The record is from RefSeq and is a predicted model, not a curated record. Gene Ontology annotation, biological process: galactose metabolic process; carbohydrate phosphorylation. The coding region runs from base 89 to 1456 and encodes 455 amino acids. Lineage: Eukaryota; Metazoa; Chordata; Actinopteri; Elopiformes; Megalopidae. The transcript is spliced from 10 exons.